This is a messenger RNA of Pieris napi, 2716 nucleotides long. Its product is annotated as zinc transporter ZIP1-like. Bases 103 to 1263 code for a protein of 386 amino acids. Gene Ontology annotation, cellular component: plasma membrane. Gene Ontology annotation, molecular function: zinc ion transmembrane transporter activity. NCBI's taxonomy places the organism in Eukaryota, Metazoa, Arthropoda, Insecta, Lepidoptera, Pieridae. Gene Ontology annotation, biological process: zinc ion transmembrane transport. The record is from RefSeq and is a predicted model, not a curated record. The transcript has 6 exons.
CUAUAGUACAAACGCGUCGCUCAAAGCCGGCGCACGCGCACUGAUAAACCGCUAUAAAAACUCAUCCCACGUUACACAAACACCACUCUCGCACCGGUAGAAAUGGAGAGCAUUACGAUAAGGCACGGCGACCACGACGACCACGAUGAAAGCCAGGGUGUUAUCGUGGCCAAGGGGGUGUCUAUGGCAGUUCUAUUCUGCGCAUCCAUGCUCUGUGGUAUCGUUCCUAUGUUGCUCGCGAAACGGUUCCGAUGGAUAACUCCAAAUGACGCCGAAAACCUUAAGUCCUCUAAUAGAAUUGUGGCAUCACUUCUCUCGUUUGGAGGAGGAGUUCUAUUGUGUACCACCUUCAUGCACCUUUUGCCAGAAGUGAACCACAACAUCGACCAUCUAGUUGCUGAUGGCUACAUGCAAAAGUUCGACUUUCCUCUAGCUUCUCUACUUAUGUGCAGUGGAUUUUUCAUCAUGUAUCUCGUAGAAGAGUUGGUGCACAUGUACCUAGAUCACAGAGAGAAGAGCAACGGUUCUGUGGCACCUUUGGUUCGAAACCUCAGUAUUAGGAGGAGCAACAGGACUGAAGAAAAAGGCGUACAUAGUGUCACCAAUUCUACAUCAGAUCUCAUUGACCCCUCAUCUAUUACUAAGGGAAAGGACAUCGAAGUCAACACCGCUGACCACAGUCAUGGGCAUAGCCACGCUAAUGGACAUAGUCAUAUGCCCAUCAAUGAUGUGGAUAGCGUAACGGCUGCCCUCCGUGGACUUCUGAUUGUACUUGCCCUGUCUAUACAUGAACUGUUUGAAGGCCUUGCCGUAGGCUUGGAAUCCAGCACAUCAAAUGUAUGGUAUAUGCUUGGAGCGAUUUCUGCACACAAACUUGUCAUAGCCUUUUGCAUUGGUGUAGAGUUAAUUGCAACUCGUACCAAGACUUAUUUGGCCAUCAUUUACAUUACCACAUUUGCCAUAGUAUCUCCACUUGGUAUUGGAAUUGGUAUACUACUGGUUGGGGGAGAGGGAGCCACUGCAGCAGGUUCCUAUUCCGUCAUACUACAAGGCCUGGCGUCUGGAACCUUGCUGUAUGUUAUUUUCUUCGAAAUCUGGAAGAGCGACAGAUCUGGAAUUUUGCAAUACAUUGCUGCAUUGAUCGGCUUCGGUUUGAUGUUCGGAUUACAGUUACUAACUCCUCACACUCAUUCUCAUGGCGGAGAUGGACAUGACCACUCCUCCAAUGAAAACGGAACAGACCAUGGACAUUCACAUGAUUAAAUUGAUAUUUCCGUAAGUCCUAUUCUUAAUUAGCUUAAAUUAUUCGGCUACACCUAAUUAACUCAUUCGUAAUUGGUCUAUCUAAAGGAAAACCGGUGAAUGCUCACAUAAUAAUUAAGAAUAGGAUAGGGCACAAGACUACAUUAUAACAUAAGACCUAUUGGCUACUCUAUAAGGCAACUGUUUACAAUAAUUAAUAAAGUAAAAUAUAUUAUUACUUUUAGAAACCAAAUGUGAACAAAAAAAUAAUAUUAUUAUAUCCCACUAAAAAGUUUUUAGCUCCUACAGCGAGAUUCUAUUGUUGCCAUAUUAAUAUCUUGUCAAAUUUAUUUCAAACAGUCAAAGUAUGGGUUCCAAUAUUGUAUGGAAAUAUUUUUCUUGCAGCCGUUAUGGUAUAAUAUGUUAUAAUAUGAUGGUAUCGUUGCAUAAUACUUAUUAAAGAUUUAAUAUUAUUUUUAUGGAUUUUAUUUACGUAAAGGCAAACUAAUCUUUAAAUACGUAUUAUGGGAACGAAACGAUAAUCUUACUAGUAUUUUUAGAGCAACUACAGGAGAUUUUGUGAAAGUCUGUCUAGUCAGUAACAAUUAUAAUUAAGUUUUACAUUAAUUCUGCAAAUAACGUUCGAUUUGUACAAAUAUUGUCUUUGAAUUUUAAAAGCAAUACAGACUACAUAAUAUUAUUAUUUAAAAAACAAUAUUUAACAUUUAUAAUUUUAUAUAAUUCUGGACUAAUUAGUUCUUAGACGUGUAUAGAGGGAGGCCGAGAUGCUCGCCCACCCAAGAAUGGUUUUGUACUUACCUCCUGGAUGUCGGAUUACUAAUUCGAAAUUCUAGGCUGGAGGACUCCCCUUAUAAAACCUAUGCCAAUGAUUAUCUUAUCCGAACAAAUUAUUUUUAUAUCAAAUGACAAUUUGACACGUUUGCUUUGUGCUCAAACUUUUCUAUGAAUAUUAUUUGAAAUUCAAAGACAAACGAACAGGCGAACUAUCAAGAUUAUAAUAUAAAAGUGAUUAUACUAUGAAAUAACUAAGUACAAUAAUGUUAAGAUAGAAAAGUUAGAUAUUGCAUAUGACUACAAAUAAAUUGUUAAAACGUUAAUCGUUAUAAUAAAAGUCAUUAAUAGUUUUAAAUCUGUGUAAGAUAAUGAUGAUGUGUUCUUCAUAAUAUGUUGUCUAUGAGUUUAAAGUUUAUAGAACAUAUAAUUUUGUCACAAACUUAUAGAAGCAUCGUCUGUGAUAAUUAGUAGAUACUAAGACAAAACCUUUGCAGAAAAUCUUAAUCAUAAUAAUAAAUAAAAACGUAUUAAGUAAUCACAGUUAUUGUUGCAUAGACGAGAAGACUAAAAAUGUCUUUACUUAAAUGUCAAAAGUUUUAUGCCUAACUUUUAUGCCUAAAUACUUAGAAUAGUUUUUACGCCAAGUUUUUUUAUGUAUAUAAUAAAUUAUAUAAAUAUA